Messenger RNA from Parnassius apollo (apollo), 330 nucleotides. The record is from the annotation of a GenBank genome assembly. Lineage: Eukaryota; Metazoa; Arthropoda; Insecta; Lepidoptera; Papilionidae.
AUGUCAAAAGACCAGUUUUCUUCAUUACUGCAAAAGAUUAGGGACGCGCAUUCCCACAAUAAAUGCAAUAUGAAUACUAAAAGUUUUGCUCAGUGCAUAUCAAGAUAUGGAGGAGAACGAGACCAUAACAAGGUUCAGGAAUUCAUAACUAAUAUAACCAUCUACAAAAAAGUUGAAAAUAUAUCGGAUGACGACGCGUUAAAGGGUCUACCUAUAUUACUGACUGGAGUGACUGAUACGUGGUGGGAUAGAGUCAAAAACGACAUAAAAAUGGAAUCACGCUUCGGAAGCCUUAAAAUUGGCGUUUGCCCCAAAACGUUAGCCUCAUGA